UGGAAGUCCUGUACAGGUCUAACUUGCUGAGCAUGGCUUCCUGUAAGAUUUCCCCUCAACACAGGAUGAAACGUUGCCUCACAGCGUUUCCAAGCGCCACAGUGUUUUGUUCCACCAUGCUGUGAAGAGAGGGUGAGCAGACAGUAUCACAGCCGUCCAGGAUCGCUUGCACAAAUGGAGUCUGAAGACAAUGCAUACCUGCUGCCAGAUGACAUUGACCUCCCGAUGUCUCUCAGACACGACCUGGAGGAAAUGAACCUUUAUGAGAGCCUCGGUGUUUUGCCCGUUUAUGAUGAGAUUCAUUUGUAUGAAUCCACCUUGGCCGGGCUCAUCGCCCCACCUGCACCCGACCCACCGGCGGUGACGGGAGGCCAGCGCCCGGGCCCCCCGCCCAUUCCGCCCCGAAACCGGCUCCACAGUGCAGGUGUGCUCCCGAACCAAGGCCACCGGCCGCCAGUGCCCCCCCGCAACAGGAUGAGGCAGCUUUCCUGUGAGCUUCCUGAACCUGUGAAUAGACUGACCCGGUCAAGCACGGAAGUUGAGAAUCAUGAUCCUUGGGCCAUCACACUAAUAGACACUCCAGAGGGAAGCACCAAGAGCCUCGCUUCUUUCUGCGCCACAACGUCCAGGCUGAAGUCCCGUUACAAACACACAGACUCCGCUCACAACUCCGGCAUGGUGCGGUGUCGACUGCUGCACGUCCACCCUGCCCUGAUGCAGGAUGUGGAGGUGACGGUCAGCGUGGCCACUGACUGGCACCCCGACCCACUCCCGUUCCCCACCCCAGUGGACAGGACGGUGAAGAGUCUGAUCGACACAACCUUCCAGCUGCUGGACCAACUUCCCGACGCAAACGACAGCUAUGUCCUCAAAAUAAGCGUCUCUGAGGAGUAUCUCAGGAAUGAAGAAAAACUCGGUCUGCAUGAGACCGUGCAGUUCUACGCGAAGUUUAAACAAGUCAUCCCCCUCCGACUGGUGAAGACGAGCAGCCUCCCGCACCGUCUGGCCCGAGACGCCGAGGAUGACCGGAGUGUGUUCCAGCUGUACGACCUCCUUCGGCCCAUCCGCAUUUCCAACCCGUCCAAGUUCGGCCUGCAGGAUUUGCUUGACAGCUACAACAAUGAAGUGAAAAAUAUGUCCAAGAUGAAUGCUUUCAUGCUUGUGAGCGGCAUUCGCAGAAUCAACAAUCUGCUGUGUGGCUUCUCCUGCCCGGAGCUGGAGGACGCCAUUGGCAUCAUCAACAGGCUCAAUCCCGUUCUGAGUCCUGAAGAAAUGUUUGACUGUGAAGCUGCCCUGACGAUGCUGCACGGUGCGCUGCUCAAAGUGCUGCAGAUAUACUUCGACAACUUCCAGGCAGACUUCAGGAGCCAGAGCGUGAUCGGCAGACCUCGGAUCUGCGACGUCGACAACAACCAAGACAUCCUCCGAUUCAAUGUCGCUGCCAUCUACCAACUCCAGCCCAGCUGGAAGUCAGAUUAUGAUUACUUUUCUAUUUCCUGCCACUUGACCUAUGGAGGAACGCAGGUCUGCAUUCCUGGUGGAGCUGAGAACAUCAGCACCGCCUUGGCAUUUGGAAACACGAUCCAAUGUAACCGCAUGAUUGUUUUCCCGAUACCGGUGAACAAGCUGCCGUACGAAUCCAUGCUGACGAUCCGACUGAAGGGCACCAAAAAAAACAAAAGCUCUGAGCUGCUGUGCUGGUCGGUCCUCCCUCUGUACGACGACAGGAGUCUUGUAUCGGGCAGCGUCCUGCUCAGCAUGUCCACCCUCCCCGAGGUGCUGCUUCCUCCCUCCCCAGCGCUGACCGACAGCCUCAGGAGGGCCCUGGGUGUCAUCCUGCAGCUGGACUUUCAGGACCAGUUCCAGUGGGAGUAUCAGAGGCCCAUCGCGCUGCCGGGGUCCAUGCUGUUCUCACAGCCGUGUGGAGAGCUGCAGAGGAAGAUACUGGAGGUGUCCAAGAAGCACUGCCUCUGCUUUCUGUCAGAUAACGAGAAGGCUCUGCUCUGGACCAAACGUUUCGAAUGUGAGAAAGGCAGUCCCUGCCUCCACCUGGUGCUGGGCAGCGCCCCCCAGUGGCUACCUGAGGACCUGACGGAGAUCUACACCGUCGUGGACAGCUGGCUCAUCUACCUCCCUGAGGAAGCUCUUUUCCUGCUUGGCCAUAGUUUUCACGACAGGACUGUUCGGGAAACUGCAGUCCGCUACUUUGAGCAGAUCCCAGAUGCAGAGCUGGAGGAGUUUCUGCCACAGCUGGUCCAAGCUCUGAAGAGCGAGUGGACCCUGGAGGGGCCCCUGGUGAUGCUGCUGCUGGAGAGAUCACUGAAGAACAUCCGCAUCGCCCAGCAGCUGUACUGGCUGCUGGAGGAUGCCUUCACUGACGUGUACUAUCAGAGCUGGUUCAGUAAAGUCCAGGCAGCCCUACGUUACUGCUGUGGCAGCGCACUGAGGCAGGAGCUGGAGCACGAAACCCAGCUGGUGCAAGUCCUCAUGCAGGUGGCGGACAAGGUUCGCACGGCCGACAAGGCUCAACGGAAGAAUGUUUUGAACAUGGAAAAAUACAAGAUCAACAACUUCUUCCAAAAUGGGAUCAGCUGCCGUUUACCGCUGGACCCUGCAGUCCAUGUAAAGGGCGUGAACCUGGAUACCUGUAAGUUCUACAAUUCCAACGCCGCUCCUCUUGGGAUUUCAUUCGUUUGCACUGACCCCCUGGCCACCAACAUCAGCGUCAUCUGCAAGACGGGAGAUAACCUGCGUCAGGACAUGUUGGUGCUCCAGAUUGUUCGUGUGAUGGAUCACGUGUGGCUCCAGGAGGGCCUGGACCUGCAGAUGAUCACCUACAGAUGUCUUUCGACAGGCAAAGAUCAAGGCUUGGUUGAAAUGGUCCCUGAAGCAGUAACGCUGGGCAAGAUACAACAAGAGUGGGGUCUCGGAGGGACCCUCCGGGAAGACACGCUGGAGAAGUGGUUCCACAUGAGGAACAAAACUAAAGAGGACUAUGAGAAGGCUGUGACGAACUUCAUCCUCUCAUGUGCAGGGUGGUGCGUGGCCACCUUUGUCCUGGGAAUCUGCGAUCGCCACAAUGACAACAUCAUGCUCAAAUACAGCGGACACAUGUUUCACAUCGACUUUGGCAAGAUCAUGGGCAACGCGCAGAAGUUUGGAGCCAUUAAAAGGGACCGAUCACCCUUCAUCUUCACGUCUGAGAUGCAGCACUUCAUCACCGGCGGCGGGGAGAAGGCCCAGCGUCUGCAUCGCUUCGUGGAGCUCUGCUGUGAAGCGUACAACAUAAUCAGGAAGCGAUCUGGACUGAUACUCAGUUUGCUGGAACUUAUGCUGCAUGCAGGGAUGCCAGAACUGAACCACGUUAGUAACCUGCAGUACGUCCAGAACAAACUGAGGCCCAAUAACACAGACCUGGAAGCCACCUCCUACUUCACAGCGAAGAUCAAGGAGAGCAUCAACUGCAUUUCAGUCAAGGUUAACUUCCUGGCACACGCCAUGGCUCAGGGGAAGAAGCAGGAGUCUCAGUCCCAGGGUGGGGUCAUCUGUGCUCCCAGCACCAACAUCCAGGAAGCCGUCAUCGAGGGAUUCUCCCCCAAAGGCAAAGAUACGGUCUACAAACUGCGAAUAAAAAUUCAUGACGGCUUCUUGACCAUUGAAAAGACGUACUCACAGAUUGAGGGAAUCCACAAACAGCUGCAGAAGCAUUUCAUUGAAAAUACUCUACCUCAGUUUCCAUCUCGGUUUAUAGGAUCCUUCACGCCAGAGAGGAAGAUGCAGCUACUGAAUAAAUAUCUGAAACAGCUUUUUGAGGGGCAGAGUCGAGGAAAUGAGUUUGUGUGCAGUUUGUUUCUGGAUGAUCCCAGCUCAGGCCAGGGCAGCGUGGCUACAGGAGCCUCUCCACAGGUGCAGCUUUGCAUUUCGUUCUCGGACUCCAAACUGUCCGUCCUGGUGAAACACCUGAAAAACAUUAAACUGGCGAACGGCUCGAACCCUGACGCCUACGUGGUCACGCGCCUGAGACCAGACCCUCAGCAGCGCUCCAAGAGGAAGACCAAAGUCGUCCGCAACAACGCCAAUCCCACCUUCAAUGAACUGCUGGAGUACAAUCACGUCCCGCUGCUGUAUGGGAUGGUGCUGAUAGUGACCGUGAAGAGCAGGAAAGCCUUUCUGGCUGGAACCAACAUCAAACUGGAGGAUGAGCUGCUUGCUAAGGAGACCUGGUUUCCCCUGCAGAACAGUGCAGCCUGAUGUGAGCCUGCUGCACUGCAGCUCUUCUGCCAGCAGGGGGUGCAACUCCACCGUGGGACCUCAUGCCUUCAGUGAUUUUUUUUUUUUUUUUUAUAAAGAGGGUUGAAUUCACCUGUGAAGAAGAAAAGCACUGUGCUCUGAACAAUGAGUGUCAUUUAUAUCCCCUCAUUGAGUGGAACUAAACCUCAGCCUGGAGCUUCGUCCACUGGAGGCAGGAACAUUUUAUGAACUUACAAAGCUGUGUAAAGACAACAGUUUGCUUGGGAAGCAUAGUGAUUAAUCAUCAAUUUUACAAUGGCUACUUUGGUGACAGAUGAAGAAAAAUUAUUUUAUCUCGUAUGAUCAAAAAGGCACUUUUAGCUGUAUGUUUGUGAAGGUUUUUUUUUUUUUUUGGCACUGCCAGUCAAACCCAACCUUUCACACAUGUGGGCCAAAGACCUGACUGACCAAACUGAGCACGAAGAAGAGGAAGUGAUGCAUCGUGUUUCCCGUCCAGACACUGCGUUCAUCUUUUUUGGAUGUGUCGGCUGGAUCUGCCUUACCGGAGGAAUUGUGCUCCACCCCCCCUCCCCCUGAGGAGCCAAAUCUAAUCUGAAUCGCCUUACCCCCAGACACACUUUCACACACUGUCAGUGGCAUUCAAACACAUGCAUGCUCAGACAAUCAAGCACGCUCACCUUCUUGUCCACAUGGCUGUAUGAGAACACUGGCUCCUUUCCCUUAACCUGGAAUCUGACGCCACGUCUUCACUUUAAUCUCAAACUAAUCUUCUUGUCCUAUCAAAACAUGUCUUCACAUUGAACAUUCACGUUAUGAGGGCUUGUUCUUUCACAAACUUUUUUUUUUAAACCUCCUUCUCUCUUUUGCACACUCACACACGAGCACUUUUCCGUUUACUGCAGGUCUUCAUGUUAUCCUAAUGCCGUCCUCCUCCUGACAGGCCUGCUGACCCGUGCUUUCCUCUGCCUCGUGCUGAGGAUUUUGUGACGAUCGAGGAUAGAAAUAGACCUUCCUUGCACUAGAUUUGGUUCAAUAAUGUAUACCCUUGUGAUUGCUAUUUCUAUUAGUCCCAGCUGGUUCGCUCACAGGAAGGAAGGAAGGACUGGAAGUAACUGCUGGCUGUUACCCAAAUGCAAAAGAAAAUUCACUAUAUUGUGGGUUUAUCACUAGUAAACUGUUCAUUGUGGCCACUUUUUGUUUUUAUCAGAAAACAUUGGCUCUGUAUUGCUGGUGUGAGUUCACAAAUCAUACAAAAUCUGUAUUAAAGGAACCUUAUAUGUAGCGUGAUGACACAAGUUUCCGAUGAACAUAUAGAAGCUUUGAUCCACCUUUAACGUAGUUUGAUUAAAUCUAGGAUGUGGGUUCACUGCGGCCAAUCCCAGUUGACUAUUUGUUAGUCCGUCACAGGGCAAACAUGUUUACAUUCACACCUGUGGGCCAGUUAGUCUCAAUUGCAUGUUUUGGAAUUUGGGGAUGUCAGCAGAGAAGUUCUUGUUCCGGUGUCUCUUCCGCCCUGCAGAAACCUUCUGGUCUUUCCCUCAGCAGAACGCAGCGCAGGCAGGAGAGAGAAACAACUUCUAUUUCCUGACAAUAAAGCUGGUAUUUAUAUCUGA
This is a messenger RNA of Salarias fasciatus (jewelled blenny), 5864 nucleotides long. RefSeq names its product phosphatidylinositol-4-phosphate 3-kinase catalytic subunit type 2 gamma (gene pik3c2g). NCBI's taxonomy places the organism in Eukaryota, Metazoa, Chordata, Actinopteri, Blenniiformes, Blenniidae. Bases 175 to 4251 code for a protein of 1358 amino acids. The transcript has 33 exons. Gene Ontology annotation, molecular function: phosphatidylinositol binding; 1-phosphatidylinositol-3-kinase activity; 1-phosphatidylinositol-4-phosphate 3-kinase activity. Gene Ontology annotation, biological process: phosphatidylinositol-3-phosphate biosynthetic process; cell migration; phosphatidylinositol 3-kinase/protein kinase B signal transduction. Gene Ontology annotation, cellular component: cytoplasm; plasma membrane; phosphatidylinositol 3-kinase complex. The record is from RefSeq and is a predicted model, not a curated record.